Messenger RNA from Nematostella vectensis (starlet sea anemone), 2444 nucleotides. RefSeq names its product transmembrane protein 117. Bases 104 to 1867 code for a protein of 587 amino acids. The record is from RefSeq and is a predicted model, not a curated record. Lineage: Eukaryota; Metazoa; Cnidaria; Anthozoa; Actiniaria; Edwardsiidae. The transcript has 7 exons. Gene Ontology annotation, biological process: intrinsic apoptotic signaling pathway in response to endoplasmic reticulum stress.
CAGACAGGAGGCCUGGAUGUUGUCUCAGCACUCGACAGGCUUCUAGCAACACCGACAGACAGGACAGACAAAGGGCUUUCGACUCACAUUUCAUAACAAGCCAAUGGAAAGGCAGAACACAGGCGAAGAGGUACAUUCAAUGGUUUCUUCUCUUCCCGGUUCUUUGAAUGAAGAACACGGUUUUGGGAGUACUAUGCCGGAUUCCCCGAGCGGGAAUAUACCAACUCGUGAUGAGGUCGAUCGUCCAAGUAGUCCGCGAAUAGCUCAGCCAUACGAGGACGAAGCAAGUGAAGAAUACAUAACACAUGAUACACAAACACAGAACCUUCAAAGCGAAAAACUCAGUACACUGCGUCGAGUACGAAUACAGAAGAAAAACAGCAGAUAUUAUUUCCAGCAUCCAUAUCUAAGACUCUUCAUUUGUUAUUUUAUUAUCUUUUGUAAUUUUCUCAUCUACGCGGAAGACCCCGUGGCCCAUAGCUUGUCUCAGUGCACCAUUCCCGUGAUCGGCAAUGUGUUUGCAUUUGUCGUCAAUAACUAUCCUCCUAAUGGAUGGGCGGCCCUCAAGUUCUUCAUGUGGUUUUUUGGAAUGAUCACUGGCAUGCUGAUUGGGAAAUUUUUUGUGCACAAGCUGCUGUUGCGGAAAUGGAUGAAGCUUUCUAUGUUCCAAGAAGACAAAGGCUCAUGGAUGGUCAUGUUUCUCACCACCAUAGUCCUGUUAUUCGUCUUUUCCCUCAUAUUCAAUGGCCUUGUAAGCCUAGGAGGGAGCAUAGCCGCCUAUAAGGUAACAAGUUUCCUCGGCUUUACCAACAAGACCUUCAUGAAAGCUGCAGCCAUGGGGACAUGGAUGGGAGACUUUGUCACAGCGUGGAUGGUCACCGAUAUGAUGUUACAGGAUAAGCUUUACCCUCACUGGAACAAGCGGCUGCGCAAAUGGUGGCAGGCAGGGUGGAACCGUAUCGUGAUGUUCUGGAUCGUCCUCAUAGUCGCGACAGUCAUCGUCGCCACAGCCAUCACCACCGACUACCUUGACUGGGAUCGGUAUAACCGCUGGAUCGUUUCCUCAAAUGAGCUCUCUCGCGCUUUUCUCGCCGCUAUCAUCCUGGUGUUCGAUCUCUGUAUUGUUAUGCAGGACUGGGAUUUCCCGAUGUUCCGUGGCAAUAUGGAUAUCAAACUCCCUGGUGUAGAUACCGCGUCAGUGCGCAUUCGGUUGCCGCGCUGUUUGAGGAAGGAGAAGUGGUAUAUCCACAUAACUGGCAAGUGGUUCAACUACGGCAUCAUCAUGCUAGUUAUCAUUCUUGAUCUCAACAUGUGGAAAAACCAGAUAUUCUACAAUCCGUAUGAAUUUGGCCAAUAUACCCUCCCUUCUCAUCACAUUUGCUACAUAGAAGACAGAGCAUUCCUCGCCACGGCCAACGAGACCAUGGUAUCUUAUGACUGGCGCGCGACUCAUAUCAACCCUGCCACAAACCUAUCCUACGCCUCAGCCGACCGCAAAAUGAAUGCCAAAUAUUUUGGCUACAGUCUUGGCGUGAAGUCUACGGCUUUUAUUCCUUCCAUAGCGGUGUUUAUACUAUUCGGGCUGCUCAUUUGGUUUUAUGGCCGCGAGGAGUUUGUGGUGGACGCGGUCGUAGUUGAUGGCGCGUCCGUGCAAGGAAUCAUAAUCGAAAGCUACGACUCGGAAUACCUUCCCGACCCAAAACCACCCGCUACCGACGACAAGAGGAGCGGAAAGCCUGACGAAAGCCCGAAUAAAAACGAUGAAAGGCUGAAUAAAAAGUUUGCGGACGCCGAUUCUGAAGUGGCUGGAGGUGAAACAGAAAACGAGCCUAAAUUGUUGAAUGUACAAAAAGUGACAUACGUAUGAUGCGAAGAUAGAAAACAGAAGGGCAAUUAGCGCCGUAAUUGUUAGUAAAUCAUAGCCCAAAGGUUUGGCAACAUCAUGCCUCAUGGGGGCUGGAUGUUAUGUCUGGCUUAAUGUCUCUACAAGCAGUUUGCAAUGCUGGAGCUAAUCGCCUUGAAUUAAAACUUAUUACCGAGUCUACAAAGUCAACAAUGUUAGGUACUACUUGUUAAACAAUGUUCCAUUUAGCAUUUCUUUGCCAUGCUUGUUGGCAAAUGAAGUUUGUGCCAAUCAGAUAGCACGUUUCUUGCAUAAUUAUUGGCGUAUAGAGAUUCGGCUCUAGGACAAUUUUGAACAGAAAAGGGAGUGAAUUAGUAAAUAUAUGAAGAAUUUGAAAAAUAGAAGUUCAUGGUUUUUAUUUUUUAUGCAAUCCUUCCGUCUGCAAAAUAUUAACUAAUAUUUAUUUGUUGAGCUACUAGUAAAGCAGCGUUCUAGAAGAGUCAAUCACAAAAACACAGAAAUUCAUUUAAAGCUGUAUAAAAAAAAUAACGUGUAUACCUUGUUGUUAAAACACUCUAUAGUAAAUGGAUUUCAAACGUUA